GAGAGAGAGAGAGAGAGAACUGCGCAGAAGAGCAAGAGACAUAGAGAGAGAGUAUAGAGGUAGUUGAGAAAAGGGUACUGGGAUUCUGCUCUAGGACUGCUGCUACUGCUACAGAUAACUUUUAAGUUGUUUUUUUGCAUCCUCCCAGUGGCAUUAUGGGGUGGGUCGGUGUGGCCUGGCUCGCUGCUCUGCUGUUCCUGUCUGCUUCGUCUCAACUGCCUGACACUGACAAAGGCAGGAAGAAGGUUGUCCAUGUGCUAGAGGAUGAGAGCGGGGCAGUGAUCGUUCAGACAGCCCCCGGGAAGGUGCUGACUCACCGGGGCGGCUCCAUCACCCUGCCCUGCCGCUACCACCACGAGCCGCAGCACACGGACCCCGCGCGGACCCGGGUGAAGUGGACCAAGGUGACGGACGCGCUGGUCUUUGAGGACGUCUUCGUCUCGCUCGGCCGGCAGCAGCGGGCCUUCGGGACGUACCGGGGGCGCGUCUCGCUGCAGGGUGCGGGGCCGGGGGACGCCUCCGUGCAAAUCCACAACGUGACCCUGCAGGACUACGGCCGCUACGAGUGUGAGGUCACCGAUGACAUGGAGGACGACACCGGCUUCGUCAACCUCGACCUGGAAGGCGUGGUGUUCCCCUAUCACCCCCGGCUGGGGCGCUACAAGCUCAAUUUCCACGAGGCGGAGGAGGUGUGCGCUGCGCAGGACGCCAUCCUGGCUUCGUACCCUCAGCUCCACGCGGCCUGGCUGGACGGGCUGGACUGGUGCAACGCGGGCUGGCUGGAGGACGGAACGGUCCAGUACCCCAUCUCCCGGCCGCGGGACGAGUGCGGCCGCAAGGGAACCCCCGCCGGCGUGCGCAACUACGGCUACCGCCACAAAGACAGCGAGCGCUACGACGCGUUCUGCUUCACCUCCAACCUCAACGGCGAGGUGUACUUUCUGAAGACCUACAAGAAGCUGGCAUACGGGGACGCUGUGAAGGCCUGCGAGCGGGACGGCUCUACGGUGGCCAGGGUGGGCCAGCUCUACGCCGCUUGGAAGCUCCAGCUCCUGGACCGGUGCCAGGCAGGCUGGCUCGAGGACGGGAGUAUCCGCUACCCCAUCGUGAACCCGCGGGCGCGCUGCGGGGGGCCAGAGCCGGGGGUCCGCAUGCUCGGCUUCCCUGACAGGAAGUUCCGCCUCUACGGGGUCUACUGUUACCGGAAGAACCCGGAUGCGGGCGGUAAUGAGAUCAUUGGCAACGCAUCAGCAAAGACGCGCAGCCAGGUCACCAGCACGGGGCCCACUAACAUCUAAGAGGGGCCAGCAGGAGCCACUCUGGAAGCACUGACUGUGCACCCCUUUAUAUACAUAGCCACCUUCAUUAACAAACUCUUUAUCACUGCCACACAUUAUGACUAGUAUGCAGUACAUUGCACAAUUAUUGAGUGAUUUUAAAUGGACUUGCACAAUUAUUUAUAGACAGAAUAUAAAAAGGAUUGAUUUGCUCAACCAAUACCUGAUAAGCCACCGCUGAGGGUUUUUUUAAAGAACAUUUUACAGCAACAGGGCCCUCAUGCAAUCCAGGGUGAUUCCCCAAGUGCUGUAAAAUGCUCUGAAAAAUGCAGCUAUAGCACUAGUGAUCAUAGCAAGGCUAGUCAUGUUAGCCAUAUCAAGCCCACAGCAGAAUCAGCUAAAAUGGCAUGUGAAUAAAAGGGGGUUGACAGCAUGUGUAGCGAUGACGUCACGGGAGGGGGCGGGGCAUUUUAGCGGGGUGUCAACACCUUAUCAAAUCUGAAAACUGGACUUAAAUAUGUCAAAUAAUAGUUUGCUAGUUAGUACACUAUUCCCAUACGGUCAGGUCAAGUUUCUAUAAGAGGAGAUCUUAAAUAGUAAAUGGCUUUAAUUGGGUUAUUCUUUCAGCUAUUUGAUGGUGCUCACAGUCAUUUUGAGUGGCUCUGGGUUCUGUUUCUCCCACAUCAUUUAUUUAAGCUUCUUCAAACUUGAGCAGUAGACAGUGUCAGCACUUAGGAUCUUUAGCACAAAUUCAAAGCAGAGUUAGUGGCAGGUUUAGAGAAGGAGGAUAAUAACUUAAUAAUGAAGCAGCAGCAGAAGCCAGAGGCACUGGCUGAAGCACAGCAUGAUUGCAAACACCAUAGCAAGUAAUUCAAAUGCUAUUUAAAGAUCCUCACUAUUGUAGUGUCAUGGGACUUGCAGGUCUAAUUGAAUAAUUUAAAAGCAGGGCAGCUGAUUUAGAACAGUCACUGUAGAACUCUACAGCACCUCCUCCAUUCUAGAAUGCCCUUUCCCUGAACCAUGUGACCAGGUCUCACCUGCCUGCCAUUGCCAGUGGCUGGAGUGGAUCUCCUCUUGUGUUCUUCCUCUGUUCUGUGUAACUCAUUGAAGCCGUAGCGUAAGCGCCCAAACCUGAUCAUCAUACUAACCAUUGAGAAAGGCGUUAUUAUUGUGAUCAGAAUUGUCUGGGCUUAAUUCCAGUGACAUCAUAAGUAAACAGGGUUCUUAAUCUAUGACAUCAUCAGCCUGUGAAGUGUAGCACAAAGAUUCCAGUAGCCUGUGCAAACCGUGCAGCAUUUAAACAUGCUCCAUUUCCUUUAGUUUGAAGGUGUCCCAUAUAUUUCUUUAAUAUCAGAUCAGAAGCAGGAGGUCAGAUGUGUUGAAUGUACAAUGUUAUCCGUGUAACAAUAAUAUUAUAUUUUCGUUUUGCUUCCUGAGAUAUAAAUGUCGUUUAUAGACAACACAGACAAACUGGAAAGUCAACAAGGUUUGCUUUCUUUCUAAUAAAGCAGUGCCUGGAAGGCUGCCCCCAUGGAAGAAUGUAAUUAGCCACCUUCUUUUACUAUGAAAUGCAAACGGAUUUGUGGGACGCUGCAGUUUUUAAGUUUUUAAACUUCAAAGCAAUACAAAGUAACAACAGCCACAUAUUGCAUUUUAAAAAAAACUCUAGCUGCAACCAUAGAACCAUCAAUAUGACAUCAUCAAAAUGUGACCUGUUAAGUCAUCUUACUAGUAGCCAUUAAUAUAUCAAAAUACCAUUACCACAGUUAAAUAAUCAAAAUGGUAACCUUUCAUAAUGACUUGAAGAAUAGGGGAGGACCAAUAUAUUCUGGCAUUCUGACUGGCCACCUAAAUGAAGACAGUAAUAUGGAAGACAAUGAGAGAGGCGGGGGGUCCUUCAGACAUAUCUUACGCCAGAAUAUCUUAAAUCAUAUUGAAUACCAAUGUAAAAAACCGAAUCAUCGUGACAUCAUUUUAACAGCAUUGGUGUAUUUUUUUAGUGCUGAGGAUUGUGAUAAGUGUCCCAACAGUAGGGGGCGUUGUUGCAGCGGAUGUUUGCACUGCAGUCUCCUCUUGAGUCACAUGAUGUAAUGACUGUACAGUUACAUUGUAAUCUCUGCAGGUCUCUGCACAUCUCAAUGUACUUGCAAUGUAAUAAUAACCCGUCAAUAAUGGUU
This is a messenger RNA of Acipenser ruthenus (sterlet), 3454 nucleotides long. Its product is annotated as hyaluronan and proteoglycan link protein 4-like. Gene Ontology annotation, biological process: cell adhesion. NCBI's taxonomy places the organism in Eukaryota, Metazoa, Chordata, Actinopteri, Acipenseriformes, Acipenseridae. The record is from RefSeq and is a predicted model, not a curated record. Gene Ontology annotation, molecular function: hyaluronic acid binding. The coding region runs from base 156 to 1298 and encodes 380 amino acids. The transcript is spliced from 5 exons.